AUGGACAUGGCCUCAACCAUAACGAAGGACAACAAUAGCGCCCCGUCUGCAAUCGUCGACGAACUUGUUGCCGAUUUUCCAGGUCCUGCACAAGUGGCAAAACGACCAGGUCAUUCGGUCCACAUCGACGAAGAACCCAGGGCCCUUCAUCUUACCCCCUGCACGUUUACGCAGUACGCCGAACUUCCGCAAGGUGACCGUGAGAAAUACGACCUCGUCGACGGCUUGCUUGUCUUCUCACCAAGGAUGGGCGAUAACUUGCACGAACGCAUAGUGUCCUACAUUAUCAGCAAAGCUCAAGUUGCUCACGCCACUAAGAAAGCGUACAUAACCAUUUAUGGACGCGGAAAAGUGUACAUACCGAGUCGCAGGAGGGCUCUGGAGGCUCAGUUCGGUGAGGUGUUCGAUGACUCCGGCUCACCUACGUCCUCGCCAGGUGGGUCUAGUUCCUCCGGAAAAUCGGACACGGUACGCGAGCCGGACGUCUCCAUCGGCAAAUAUCGUGACGAUAGAGCUAUGGAGUCCACAGCAGGCGAGCAAUCAAAGACAAUCAGGUUUGGAAAAAACGUUGAUCCCCCCGUACUCGUGUUUGAGGUCACGAGUCCCUCCACUCGCAAUGUCGACCUCGACAGUAAGUGGAGAGCGUACCGCCGAGCCAAUAUCGAAGAAUACGUUAUUGUCGACCGUGGUGGAGUUGGUGGAAAAGAUGCUUGCGUCAUUGUGGGUAAACUUCAUGGCCGAAGCGACAAGGACGGAGACCGACAAGCGUCUGGCGAUCCUACUAUAACCACUCGCGGCAGUGGCAGUUCGCUGAUGUACCACAGAAAGAUCUAUCGGGGAAAUGAGUCCGUCAUAUGGAAAGAGACCGACAAGCGUCUGGCGAUCCUACUAUAA
Chondrus crispus (carragheen) is the source of this 894-nucleotide messenger RNA. RefSeq lists its product as hypothetical. The transcript has a single exon. The record is from RefSeq and is a predicted model, not a curated record. The coding region runs from base 1 to 894 and encodes 297 amino acids. Lineage: Eukaryota; Rhodophyta; Florideophyceae; Gigartinales; Gigartinaceae.